Neltuma alba is the source of this 2642-nucleotide messenger RNA. Its product is annotated as CDPK-related kinase 7. Gene Ontology annotation, molecular function: protein kinase activity; ATP binding; calcium ion binding. The transcript has 11 exons. Bases 513 to 2246 code for a protein of 577 amino acids. Gene Ontology annotation, biological process: protein phosphorylation. The record is from RefSeq and is a predicted model, not a curated record. NCBI's taxonomy places the organism in Eukaryota, Viridiplantae, Streptophyta, Magnoliopsida, Fabales, Fabaceae.
UGCCUCACUUUCCUCAUCUCUCUCCCUCCCCACACCCCUCCUUUAUAUUGGAAAAAUAUUAACUAAGUUUUCUUCUUGCUCUGGUUCUACCAUCAUUUUCCUUGUCGUUCUAACUACAGAUUGCUUCUUUUUUAGGUUAGUUUUCGCCAAGUUCCCCUCUCGAGCAUUCCUUGUUUAGUCAUAAAAGUAUAGUUCCUUUCCUCAAUAAUUUCACGAUUACUUCUCCCCCUCAGAUUUCCCAUUCCAAUAAAUUCCCCUGAUUCUAGUUCAGGGAAUUACUGUGCUGAUCUUUAAUGGUCAUCCUUGAUCAACCAAAAGAAAUUCAGUCCCCUUAAUGCUUCCACUCAAGGAAAUCCUUUUCUCUCUCCAUUCCAGUAUGACUUCCCUUUUCUGACCUUGUUGCAGCUUCAAAGCUCUCCAUUCAGUUCCUCCUUCUCUCCUUGUAUAUUUAGAUCUCCUGCCUUGUUAAUUUUGUGGAUUCCAGUGUGCUCUGUUAUUGACUUUCUGAUUUCAUGGGACUCUGUCAUGGAAAACCUAUUGAAAUCUCACAAACUCAUGGAGAAAACCCAUUAUAUCCCGAUGACAAGGACGGGCUUCCAAAAAUUCGAACCCCCAAAUCCUCAAACUUCCCCUUUUACAGCCCAAGUCCCUUGCCAAGUCUGUUCAAGAACUCACCGGCAAAUUCAAGUGUGAGCUCAACUCCUUUGCGCAUUUUCAAACGCCCAUUCCCUCCUCCUUCACCGGCAAAGCACAUUCGGGCAUUGCUCGCUCGCCGGCAUGGUUCUGUGAAGCCAAACGAGGCCUCUAUCCCUGAGGGAGGCGAAUGCGAGAUUGGGUUGGAUAAGAACUUCGGGUUUUCGAAGCAGUUCGCUGCUCACUAUGAACUUGGAGAAGAGGUGGGUCGCGGGCACUUUGGGUAUACUUGCUCCGCCAAGGGAAAGAAAGGCAGCUUGAAGGGACUAGAUGUGGCCGUCAAAGUCAUUCCAAAAUCCAAGAUGACAACAGCAAUUGCUAUAGAGGAUGUACGGAGGGAAGUCAGGAUAUUGCGGGUUCUUACAGGACAUGAGAACCUAGUGCAAUUCUAUGAAGCCUAUGAAGACGAUGAAAAUGUUUAUAUAGUUAUGGAGUUGUGCAAAGGAGGUGAGCUGCUGGAUAGGAUUCUUUCCAGGGGCGGGAAGUACUCGGAAGAGGAUGCCAAGGUUGUCAUGAUUCAGAUAUUAAGUGUGGUGGCCUUCUGUCAUCUGCAGGGUGUGGUUCAUCGUGAUCUCAAGCCAGAGAAUUUUCUUUUUACGUCUAAGGACGAAAACUCCAGAUUGAAGGCAAUUGAUUUUGGACUGUCUGACUAUGUGAAGCCAGAUGAGAGGUUGAAUGAUAUUGUAGGAAGUGCAUAUUAUGUAGCUCCUGAAGUUUUGCAUAGAUCAUAUGGGACAGAAGCAGACAUGUGGAGCAUAGGGGUAAUUGCUUAUAUUCUUUUAUGUGGAAGCCGGCCCUUUUGGGCUCGGACAGAAUCUGGCAUAUUUCGUGCUGUCCUGAAGACAGAUCCAAGUUUCGAUGAUGCUCCUUGGCCUUCUUUAUCGGCUGAUGCAAUAGAUUUUGUGAAGAGGCUGUUGAAUAAGGAUUAUCGUAAAAGAUUAACUGCAGCUCAGGCUCUCUGUCAUCCUUGGCUGGCUAAUCAUCAUGAUGACUUGAAGAUACCUUUUGAUAUGAUAAUCCUCAGACUUGUUAGAUCUUACAUAUCCUCAUCUUCUUUACGCAAAUCAGCAUUAGGGGCUCUCGCAAAGACAUUAACAGUACCUCAGCUAGCAUAUCUCAGAGAACAAUUUACACAGUUAGGGCCAAACAAAAGUGGAUUUAUUUCCAUGCAGAACUUUAAGACGGCUGUUUCAAGAAGCUCCACUGAGGCCACAAAGGAUUCACGGGUCUUAGAUUAUGUGAGCAUGGUUAGUUCUAUCCAAUACAGGAAAUUAGAUUUUGAGGAAUUUUGUGCUGCUGCUAUAAGCGUGCACCAGCUAGAGGGAACGGAGAGCUGGGAGCAACAUGCAAGAAGGGCUUAUGAACUGUUUGAAAAGGAUGGGAAUCGACCAAUUAUGAUUGAAGAGCUUGCCUCGGAACUAGGGCUUAGCCCGUCUGUACCUGUUCAUGUGGUUCUCCAAGAUUGGAUAAGACACUCGGAUGGAAAGCUCAGUUUCUUAGGAUUUGUGAGACUUCUGCACGGACCUUCUUCCCGCGCAAUUCACAAGGCAUAAGAGUACACCCGAUUGCUAUUAUACAGAUCCCUUGUCGUCAUUGAUGAUGAAAAUCUAAAUUGGAUUUAAAUUGUUGAGUAAACUUCAUCAGCAAUGCACAAUCUCCAUUGCGAUGAUGGUUUGGGCAAGCUAAAAGCUACAGUGGACGAACCUACUUUCAACAUCUGCUAUUGUUAAGCUCGCUGUUCCUAAUUUUUUGUACACACGAGAAUCCUUCACCUCUUUUCCUACUCUCUUACGUUUGGUAGUUCUCAAAGUUAGAGGAUUGUACAGAGGAAUGUAGAUCACAUAUUGUACUUGGUACUGGAGGAACUGCUCAAAACUGAGUUGUGUUUUCAGGUCUAUCGCUUGUGUACCCAUUCCACUUACCAAUAAAAUCCUUCCGAUUCUAACAAA